AACUCAUCAAAAGGAAUAUAUAUUUGGGGAUCCCUCGUACUAAGGAAGUGUUAAAGAUGAGUAGUAUGGCUUUAGCUUGGCUCCUCCUGGUGCAUUUCAUCUUCUUAGAUGCACACGUGGAUGGCCAGGUCAGCUUCCACGUCAUCAACAAGUGCCCGUUCCGCGUGUGGCCGGCGGCGGCGCCCAACACCGGCCACCCCGUGAUCGCGGACGGCGGCGGCUUCCUCCUCCAGCCGGGCCAGGGCAAGCAAGUCAAGGCCCCGCCGACGUGGAGCGGGCGGUUCUGGGGCCGCACCGGGUGCAGUUUCGGUUCGGAUUCGGGUUCGGGCUCGGGCUCAGAACCUGCAGGUUGCCAAACUGGUGACUGUCAAGGCCUGCUUUCCUGCAAUGGCACUAUUGGGAUGCCUCCAGCCACUCUUGUGGAGGUUUCACUGCAAGAGGACGAGAGCAAGCCCAGCUUUUACGACGUCAGCCUGGUCGACGGCUACAACCUGCCGAUCGCCGUCUCGACCAGGCCGGCCGACCGCAACUGCCUGAUCAACGGUUGCACGAAAAGCCCUAACAGCGUCUGCCCGAGAGAGCUGAGCGUCACGGACGGCAGCGGUGGCGCCGUCGUCGCCUGCAAGAGCGCGUGCUUGGCGUUCGAUCUCGACGUGUUUUGUUGCAGAAACUCUUAUGGAACGCCAGAGACCUGCAAGCCCACCAUGUACUCCAAGAUGUUCAAGGAUGCUUGCCCCUCUUACUUUAGCUAUGCUUAUGACUCUCCCCCUCCUCUAGUGAACUGCUACUCAAAAGAGUAUGUCAUUACUUUUUGUCCCUCUAAAUGGAGUGAAUCACCUCUCUAUGAGAGUGAAGAGUAAGUGUGGGGAUUGAGUUUUAAAUAUACAAAAUUAGAGUUGAACUGGAUUGCUAUUAAUAGCAAAUGAGUUCCGUUGCUACCGAUUUGUUUUCGAUGAUAAGAUUUCCAAAUCGACGAUCGGCACUGUUGGAUAUGAUCUGUACCAUUUAAAGUAUUUAAAAAUCAAGUUUCAAAUCUUUUCGGCAUCAUUGACUUAAUAAUCAAAGUAUUUCAAAAUUUGUAAUUUUAAUGGUUGGUAUAAAGCAUUUUCUCGUUUAACUGCGUAAAGAUAUCUAAAUUAAUUAAAUUUUGAUUAAAUUUUUUUAACAAAUUAUUUAAAAAAUGAUCUACACUCUUGAUCUUAUGAACAAGACUCCUAUCAUCUCUUUUUAAAGAAAAUUUAUUUUCAAUCGUUCUUCUUUGUCUACUUGAUAGACAAGGGAAUAAUAUCACAAAAGUAUGAAAUUUGAUUUUCAAAUAGUUUAAAUUGUUUAGAUCGUGUUCAACGGUAUCAAUCGUUGGUUUGGAGGCUUCAUCAUCAAAAAUAAAUCGAUAGCAACUGAGCCCGUCUAUUAUUAAUAGCAUUUCAGCUCAACUCCACAAAAUUACUUAUUAUGCAUAAGCUUUGUACAUCAUUUAUAUGUACGCACAUUUGCUUAGAAUAGAAUGGUAUAAAUGGACUAAUGUUGUUUGAGU
Messenger RNA from Ananas comosus (pineapple), 1534 nucleotides. Its product is annotated as thaumatin-like protein. The transcript has 3 exons. The record is from RefSeq and is a predicted model, not a curated record. Gene Ontology annotation, cellular component: extracellular region. Gene Ontology annotation, biological process: defense response. The coding region runs from base 57 to 860 and encodes 267 amino acids. NCBI's taxonomy places the organism in Eukaryota, Viridiplantae, Streptophyta, Magnoliopsida, Poales, Bromeliaceae.